This is a messenger RNA of Anopheles bellator, 3414 nucleotides long. RefSeq names its product scaffold attachment factor B1 (gene Saf-B). NCBI's taxonomy places the organism in Eukaryota, Metazoa, Arthropoda, Insecta, Diptera, Culicidae. The record is from RefSeq and is a predicted model, not a curated record. Gene Ontology annotation, cellular component: nucleus. The coding region runs from base 71 to 3124 and encodes 1017 amino acids. Gene Ontology annotation, molecular function: RNA binding; sequence-specific DNA binding. The transcript has 8 exons. Gene Ontology annotation, biological process: regulation of transcription by RNA polymerase II; regulation of mRNA processing.
GGUGCCAGAUGGUGUUGCGUUUUGGUGCGGACAAUUUUUACGAUAAUUCGGUCUCGCGGAACGACUGAAAAUGACGGAAACUCCCGAGAAACGGAAAUUGAGCGAGUUGCGUGUGGUUGAUCUAAAAUUUGAGCUCGAAAAGCGCGGCAAAGACGGGAAUGGCGUGAAAAAUGUGCUGCUCGAACGGCUCACUCAGGCAUUGAAGGAUGAUGGCGAGGAUCUGGAGACGCUAGAAUUCGAAAUAGUGGCCGGCAAAGCAGUGGGAAAGAAAGUAAAAGCACACCAGGGCGGUGGCAAAACGGACGACGAAUCCAGCGUCACAGAAGCUCCAACGGAGCAAGCUGCGGUUGACAGCAAAGAGAAUAGUGAACCCGAAGAAGAGGCGGUGAAGCUUUAUCCCGUAGUCAUGGUCGUGAAGGAAGAGGUUAACAUCCGCGAAUACGCAGCGGACGAACAGGAAGAUAGCGAAGAAGCCAGUGAUAAGCAAGAGGCCGCGGAAGUUGUUGCAGAAGAGCAAAAAGAGAACGGAGACGUGGAAUCGGCAGACUUCGUUAAGCCGGCCGAUCCGUUGGUGGAGAAUGCGGUUCCAGACACGCGCGCCAUCAAAACGGAAGAUAUGAGAGAUGACACAAAGGAAGUGGAUAAUGAAGAUUCCAUAAAUCUUACCAUCGGAGAAGACGAAGAAAACUUGCUGCACGAUAGCAAUAUGGAAAUUGAGCUCAAAAAAGAAGUAGUGGAGAGCGAUAAAGAUGAUGUCAACAAGAAGGAGGAAAGCACAGAAGAAAACGCUUCCGAACAGGUCAAAGACGGCGAUGAGAAGCGCGACGGCAAAAGCGAGAAGAUUUCUACAACCGGCACCAGCAGCGAGAAAGACGGCACGGCAGCAAAAACAACAUCAUCAUCAUCUGCGGCAGCAGCAUCAUCGACCCGUGCCGGUAGCAGUGAAAAGUCUACCAAAACUUCGCCAACCACCACCGCAGCGGCUGGCGGCACUACGGACGGUGGCGGUGAGAACGGUGCAGCGGUUUCUACGACGACGAUGGCGACGGCAACACCGACGACAACAUCGACGCCGACGCCAACGGCGGCCAGCAGUGCCGGCGGAAGCAGCCCCGGGGCAUCAAACGUGGUGGGCCGCAAUUUGUGGGUGUCGCGGCUGUCGUCCCUCACUCGGGCGACCGAUUUGAAGCAGAUCUUUUCCAAAUACGGCAAGGUGAUGGGCGCCAAAGUGGUGACCAACUCGCGAACUCCUGGAACGCGCUGCUACGGCUACGUCACGAUGGCAUCGGCAAAGGAUGCAACCGAAUGCAUCAACCAUCUGCACCGGACCGAACUGCAUGGUCGUAUCAUUUCCGUUGAGCGUGCCAAAUCGGAACUCGGCGGCCCAUCACGUCAAUCGUCGUCGGCAACCGAUUCACUUCACCGACCUUCAACCACCGACAAGGAAAGAUCGUCCGAGACGGGAGCUACAGCCUCAUCAAAGGGUAAGGGAACGACGGGUGGUAGCAGCAAAGGUGAUGCAAAGUCGACAUCAUCAUCGGAGGACAACAGGAAGAAGAACGGAGAGACGGCUUCUGGUACCGGAGAGAAGGAUCGCAAGGGAUCGUCGCUGGGUGGUGAUGUAAAGAGUCGUCCUAGUGGGGACAAAAGUCGAAGCACCGCCGGUAGCGAGAAGCAGCGCAGCGUAAGUGCCACGCGUAAAAGCAGCUACGAGCGCGGAACCAAACCGAUCGGAGCUGACCAGCGCAGCGUGCACCACCAUAAGAGCCGAUCACCGCACGACCGUCAUUCACCAGUGCGGCGAUCGUCAACUCAGCGCGACCGAGAACCACGGCCCCGUGGCAGCCGCGAUCGCGCAGACAAGCAUCAUUCGCGUGACCGCGAGGUACUAUCGUUGCAGAAGAUUCGCGAGGAAAGGGAACGACAACGGUUGCGCGACCGGGAGCGGUUGCUGCGCGAAGAGGAACGCCGUCGGCGCGAGAUACGGGCCCGGCAGCGUGAGGAGGAGGAGCGCUUGGAGCGUGAACGCGAAAAGCUGGCCAGCGAACGGGAGCGCAUUGAAAAGGAGAAAGCGGAAUUGCUGCGGAUCGUGCGCGAGCGCCAGAAGCUCGAGCGCGAGAAGAUCGAACUCGAGCACCUGGAGCUGAAGCGCCAGCAAAGGAAAAUCGAGGAAGCUAAGAGGUCGUUGAAGCGUCCGUCUUCGACCGACCGGUACGAUGAUGACCGAAAACGUCCGACAACAGAUCGUCGGGUUGAAGCACCACCGCCGCCACGUUUUGAUUCGUCAAUUUCUUCCGGCUCCGGCAGCCGUUCCAACUACGAUCGUCUUGCGCAGACGGACAAGAAACGGUCGGACGACUACUCAUCGUCGUCCUCCUCGAAACGGGACGAUUUCCGACGCGCCGGAAGCUUCAAGCGCAGCGGUACCGACGAUUACGGCAAACGUUCGGGAGACGAUUACAAGCGCGGUGGCGGUGGAGGCGGCGGCAGUAACGAUGACUACAAGCGUGACAAUCGUUCCGACUACAAAGGCUCCGGUCGGGCUGCUGACGACUACGGGAAGCGUGACAGCGGGUACAGCAAACGCGAUCUGGACCGUUCCAUACCAAGCUCCUACGAAAGCCGUGGCGGUGGCAGUGGUGGGGGAGGUAGCAGCUCCACCGGAGGGUUGCUGUCUCAGUCGAUCGGCAAGGAGAGCCGGUACAGUGACCGAUCGAAUGACUACCGUGGUAGUGGUAGCACCAGCGCUGGCCUUAAUGGCGGUAGUGGCGGCGGUGGUAGCCGGGCUGACGAUCGCGAUCGUAACAAUUCCUCCGGAAGCCGCUAUAGUGGCGGAAGCACGGCCGUGGUCGGUAGUAGCUGGCAGAUUGGUAGCAUUUCAACGCUCGGAAAUUGGGGCGACAAGUCGAACGAUGGUGGUGGCGGUGGCGGCUGGCGCAAUAUGGACGGAGGGCAGGAUCGGUAUGACCGGACGUACAACGAGCGAAAGCCGCUCCCGAUGUCAGGCGGUGGUGGCGGAGGAUUUAUGGAUCAGUCCCGCGGAAACCAGUUCAUUGGCGGCGGAAGACCACAAGACCGCUACGGACAGUCUGUUUCGAACAGAUUCGACAAUGGACGCUACUAGGCAGGGGACGAUCAACAUGAAUGGCAGUUAAAGUAUUUGGAUAUAAACCGGUGACGAAAGCAGCCCUUCUACACGUAUCGUAUACAUGUCGAUAUUUUCCUAUUUGUUUCCUCCCGUCACCGGUACAAUUCAUUCCUCCAGCGAGGGAGUGAAAUUAUGUAGGCAAAUGCGCCCUCGCGCGAUGAUGUUCCGGAGACCGCGGGGUGCAGCUUUUAAUCGCGCACUUAGCCGGUAAGGGGGAUACACAUAAAAUCCUAAGUGUAGUUUUAAAUUGCUAAAAUAGACCGAUA